GCCGCCCCUAUGUGAUGACGAGGGAGGAAGGUGGAAGGGCAUGAUAGUAACUCUUAAUUAAAGCAGAUCUAAACAAUGGCAGGCCGAGCCGGAGAGACAGUCGUGACUAAACGUCUCGUUGAGAACCUUCAAACCGAUCUACGUGGUCUCUCCAAUGAAAGCAAAAGAAAAUUUCCGCCUGUGAAGGAGGCUGCAGAAGCGGGAAUACUCAAGAUUCGAACCAUCGCUGCACGGAAUAAAAACAUUUUGCCCGCACUUGUAGCGUGCAGUGGUGAGAUCCUUCAACCAUUUCUUCUUGGAUGUGACACCAAGAACCUCAAAAUAGUCCAGCUAUGUCUCGGUUCGGUUCAAAGGCUCAUCACUCAUGAAGCGCUAUCUGUUGGAGCUGCUAGCAAUGUGAUUAACAUGUUGUGGAAUCUAAUGGAGGGAGGUAUUGAGGAUCUAAAAGUCCUACAAACAGCUGUAGUCAUCCUAACCUCAAACACCAUAGUCAGGGGACCUGCACUUGCUAGGGCAAUCGUGGUGUGUUUCCGACUUCACUUUUCAAAAGACAAUACAACAAGUAACACAGCAUCAGCCAUAGUACAACAAGUGAUCUCAAUUGUCAUGGAGAGGGUAUUGGCUGAAGACGAUGCAAAUGCAGAUGGAGCUGAAUCUGACGUUGAUUUGGAGAAGUUGAAAUCCAGCAGUACAAGCAGUAAGGCAGCACCCAAGUCACUCCGGCCAUGUGCUACGGAUGCUUACUUACUUUUUCAGGAUCUUUGCUAUCUCCUGAAUGGUGACCAUCCAUACUGGCUGUCUGGUAUGACUGAAAUGACAAGGACAUUUGGUCUGGAACUCCUAGAGUCAGUCCUGAACAGCUUUCCACAGAUAUUCUUAAGGCAUAAGGAGUUUAGUUUCCUCUUGAAGGAGCGUGUGUGUCCUCUGGUGAUCAAACUCUUCUCACCUAGUAUUAAACAUCGUCAGGGAAUAGUUGCUCCUUCACCUCCUACUAGUCCUGAGAAACCCUCGUUCCCUAUCAGUAUGAGACUGCUUAGGGUGGUCUCAGUGCUUAUUAACAAGUACUACACAUUAUUGGUGACAGAGUGUGAGAUAUUUCUGUCUCUCCUUGUCAAGUUUAUGGAGAGUGAUAAGUGUAUGUGGCAGCGCAUCCUAGCACUAGAAGUCAUGUACAAGCUAUGUUCUCAAGCUAAACUACUCAGGUGUUUUUGCCAGAGUUAUGACAUGAAGCCUCACUCAACCAAGAUCUUUGCUAAUAUCGUCAACGCUCUUGGCUCAUUCAUCCAAUCCUUGUUUGUUAACCCUGUAGUGGAGAGACAAUCCUCUCUUAUAUCUGAUAAACAGGGCAAAGAGAUGGGAAGUACCUCCUCCAUGCAAGCUGUCAAUAAUUUAGGCGGUAGCAGUGUAACACCACAUACAGCAUUCUCAUACAAAGGAGUCUGGAUACCACUUCUACCCGUUUCAUACUCCAAACCAGUCUUUCUUGAGAUGUUAGAUAAAGCUGAUGCACCAUUGAUACCAGAGGGCUAUGCCAUCUCAGUAGCCUUUGCGAGUCUCUUGGAUGUGGUUAAAGGCGUGACGACCAUUGUGACUCAAGAGAUGCAAGGAGAGGAACGUCGAUUGCGCAAUCAAGCUAGAGACAGGGAGCUUCAUGUUGUCAACUCAGAAACCAAGGAGAAGGAAUCUACUGAGGAGAAGGAGGAAGAUGCUAAUAGUUUCUUGUUGCAGGUUGAUGAAGGUCUUCGUCUGCUGUGGGAGGAGAUUGUGAAUUCAUCUUGGUGUGGUGUCCUUGCAGCUUUAACUCUACUCCUUGAUGCAUGUGAGCCUUUUUGGAGUAUGUACCUACGGUCUGCUAUUGCUCAUACAGACAGCAUGGAGGAAUCCGCUACUGAAUCCAUCUUGAAAUCACAGGAGUUAUACGCAAGCUUGUGUGGUAAACUGGGCCUUACAGUGCCUAGGGAUGCCUUUGUGACGUCUCUGUGUAAGGCGUCUUUACCUCCUCACUACGCACUGACUGUACUCAAUAUAGCUGCACCACAGACACCAUCUAAUCAACCAAGAGGUCAUAUGCGAUCACACAGCCGCGAUAACUUCCUUCAAGGCAGCCAGGCAGCUGAAGGUGGAUCUAAUGAAACAGAUGGUAGGAAUCAAGUGGUAGCAGUAGGCACCCCUCUAGCAACGGUGGUCGGUACUCAACAAGGACCAGUUAUGCUAACGGCCAAGAACAUCCAGUGUAUGCGUGCCAUCUUGAGCUUAGCUCACUGCCAUGGAUCCAUACUAGGCACUGCCUGGCAUCUGGUCCUCACUACCCUCCAACAUCUAGUCUGGAUCUUGGGUCUCAAGCCAGCCGCUGGGGGUAGCUUGAAGGUUGGCAGUGCAGCCGAGGCUCCUAACACGGUCAUCACGACGGCCGUCAUGGCCGAGCUGCCAGUACUCUCUGCCAUGUUGUCUCGUCUGUUUGAGAGCUCCCAGUACUUGGAUGAUGUGGCUCUACACCAUCUGAUUGAUGCAUUGUGUAAACUGUCUACUGAGGCAAUGGAUAUGGCCUUCUCUAACAGAGAACCCUCAUUGUUUGCGGUUGCAAAGCUGCUGGAGACGGGUUUGGUGAAUAUGUCAAGAAUGGAGGUAUUAUGGCGCCCUGUAACGGCUCACCUCCUUGAGGUGUGUAGUCAUCCUCAUGUAAGGAUGAGAGGUUGGGGUGCUGAGGCAGUUACAGCGUUAGUCAAGGCAUCCCUGGGAUUUAAACAUGAACCUCCUGUACAUCAGAAUCUGAGACUGCAGACACUAUUGUUGGGUCCAUUGCAGGAGUUAUCCUCCAUCCCACAUGCAGACAUCAGACAGAAACAAUUAGAAUGUGUACAUCAGUUACUUUCUAGUAAUGGUGAGACCAUGGUUCAUGGAUGGCCGCUGGUGUUAGGGGUGAUCGGAGCUGUCACUGAAGAUCAAGGGGAAAGUCUAAUCAGGACGGCCUUCCAGAGUUUGCAAUUAGUCGUCACAGACUUCCUUCCUAUCAUGCCUUGCUACUGCCUGCAAAUCAGUGUCACAACGGCAGCUAAGUUUGGUCUCCAGCAAGAAGAGCUGAAUAUCAGUCUAACUGCUGUGGGACUCCUAUGGAACAUCUCAGACUACCUCUACCAGAAUAGAGACAAGAUCCGUGAGGGUCUAGAGAAGGAAUCUCAAGACAUUGAGGCUCAGCCAGAGGGUUGUGAGCAACCAGUACCUCCCUUUGAUGCUCUGUGGUUGACCCUGUAUUCCCGACUGGCUGAUCUUUGCGUUGACCCCCGACCCGCUGUCAGGAAGAGUGGUGGACAGACACUGUUCUCUACCAUCAGUGCUCAUGGAGCACUCCUCAAGCUAUCAACAUGGCAGAUUGUUCUGUGGCAGGUGCUGUUCCCUUUACUGGACAAAGUGAAGAAGCUUUCAGGAACAGCGGGUCAGGAUAAAGUGGAAGGUGUUGUGAGUGGUAACAUUCUGAUUCAUCACUCUAGAGACACGGCUGAGAAACAAUGGGCAGAAACUAAAGUGCUUACCCUCGCUGGGGUAGCUAGAGUCUUCAACACAUGGAGGCAUGCACUACUCGCAUUAGGUGAUUUUCCACGUGCCUGGGCGUUACUUCUUGAGCACAUUGAAGCCUCGUCACUGAGUCAAAGCAGUGAAGUAUCUCUAGCAGCCCUCAAGAGCUUUCAAGAAAUCUUACAGAUUCAACCAGCUAAGAUGCCAAAGUCACUCAAGUCUUCUAAUCAGGUUGCUACGGGCUUGGCUAAUGACCUCCCCAUCCCAGGAGAUGAACACAUCAAGAGGAACAACCAUAAAGACUCUGUCCAAGACCACAAGAAGCAAGUUAAUGGCGCCACAGCAACUCCGUCUUCAACAAGCAAUAAAGACACGUUUGAUGACACAGCGAUGUGGGCGAUUGCAUGGCGUGUAUGGCAUAGCAUAGGUAUCACCAGCACAACACCACCAAGCUCUCGCACGGCCAACUCACUCCCAACUCAGCCGUUCUUAACAGCGCUAGUGCAGAUAUUCCCACCCUUGUUUGAUCACAUCAAGCCAAGGUUUAUCGCAGCUGAUCUGCAGAAGUUGUGUACAGUGUUGCAGUGUGCGGUGUCAGUCCCAGUACAGGCUGAUGUAUCUGUCUUCAUUAUUCCAUCAUUGUCUGAUUCAGAUCUCACUCCACUACAAGAGGCAGUACUACAUUGUCUCUAUGUUGUUCAACAGGCUAUUGGCGGUGCGUCUGAGUCUAUGCAGUCCAUGUAUCCAGCAGUAUUUGAUCAACUCCUGACCUUUGUUACAUACUCAUGUCAAGCGCCCUCGUUUGGCCAGAUUGAGACCAAGGUUGUCACUAAAGCCUCGUCCAAACAGUUUGAUCGAGCAAUCUUUGAGUGGAAGGUACCGAUGUUCAGAAAACAGCAAACAACGGAGAAAUGGGAUAAUUAUAGAGGCAAUACCCAGUCUGAUUGGGUCUCCAUGAACUACGUACCAUUUGCUGAGAAGGCCUUAGAGAUGACGACUGCUUUGUAUAAGACCACAGCCAGUCAUCCCCAAGUAGUUAGACUUCAUGUUCUUCAGAACAUACUCAAGGUUCUCCAACUACCACUUGGCCUGAAAUAUGCUUGCCCCUCCCCCACUACAUGGAAGCUAGCCAUCAGCUCACUCCUUGAGAUCCUACCAGUGGGCCUACCAGUCGCUAGGCAACCAUCAACAGCGAGUCACUUUACAGAUAUGUGGCUUGAUCUCGCAGCUGCGUUUGAGUUAUUCCUCUUCUCUGAUCAUCCGGCCCCAACAUCAACAUCUGUUGAAGAGCAACAGCGUGUAGAAGCCAUUGAUGUACAGGUUGUACAAAUGGUGCGUCAGACUAUAUUGCCCCACUCCACAAAUACACCCGAGCUGUUUACUGCUAGGAUAAUGACUCUAUUGAACAGGGGAUCAAUUCAUUCAGCUAACACCGCCAGCUUCCUAGAUGUUGACAACCGUCAAUUGAGAGAAGAGUUUGCCAAGUCCUGUUUUGAGACGUUGCUACAGUUCUCGUUCAUUGCGCAUGACUUGAGUAAGAUGACAGAUGAGGGCGGUCUAACUAAGAUGGCUUUGUCUGCGUUGCUACAACGUUGCCAAGAGGUAUUACAGAAGUACGUAGAGGAUGAACGACUCAGUGGAAAGUGCCCUCUUCCCAGAUCUAGGAUGGCCGAGAUGUCGUUUGUUCUUCAAGCUAUAACUACUUUGAUACAUUCCCUAAAGAAAGCUAAUAGUGGCAAUGUGGACCAUGCUACCUGGAGCCAAGUCAUUGACCUGUACCCAUACCUGGUGGACUGUACCACUUGCACCUCCUCACAGGUGUGUAAUGCACUCAAGGAAGCGUUGAGUCAGUACCAAGACCUACUAGUUGCCCCCGUCACCAGACUCCUUAACGGAACGUGAGGUUUGGUUUAGUUUUUCUAUAAAGUUGUGCAAGGCAUAUAUAUUUCUAUUGUAUAAUAUUAAUAUCAAAGUUUAAGUGGAAUUUUAUUUGGAUUAAUUGGUUUCUAUAAUAAUGAAGUUAAUAUUGAUUGAUGGAUGUUUCUUAUAAUCAAUUCUGUACUAAGUUUUGUCGUGUACCGAUAAAAAGUGAGUGGCAGUUGUUUUGAUCCAGUUCACCUGGUAUCCUCUCCUAAUCCCAAAUUGGGUAUGCAGAGUUUAUGUUUACCAGUUAAUAAAUUAUUCAGUUGAUGCAACAACUUGAGGUGGCCGAAGCCACAAUCACUUUGGUAACUGUCCAUGUGAAACGUUGGUAAAAUUAUAGAAUACACAUUAGCCUUUUAUUGCGGAAGAGGUUAUUUCCAAUUUUAACUUCAGAAGAAAAGUCAACUGCCUAACCUAUCCUCCAAGUAACUCAAUUAUUAUUAAUAUUUGAAUUCCUAAGAACAAGUCAUGCUUGGGUUGAUCAAGAGAACAUGUUUUAGAGACUUGAUUUAAUCCAUUUGUAACCCGCUGAUAAUUUAUGCCAUUGUAAGUUUACAAUGUUAGAGGAUAAACAAAGUUACCGGUACGACUCAAAAAACAGCUGGUGUGAGCGCUGCAUGAAGUGAAAGUCAAUUGAAAUCUAUAAUUUGAUGGACAAAGCCCCUAUAGCCUAAAGUAUAUAACAUCAACCCAAGUUAAAGUUGCAUUUUGUAAAUUCCAUUUUGUAUUCCUCUGUUAAUUUAUGCCACAGUUUAAAUGACCUUAGUUAUAAAGUUCAUCUUAAAUGUAUUUUCUGAUAGACCGAGCCCCCUAUACCAUAAAAUGUAUUACUUUAACCCAUAAUCAUGCCUGAUUUGAGGUAAAUAACCAUAGAUCUCUCAUUGCAUUUCAACAAGGGUGUAAAUUUGCAAUCCUGUGAUAAAGGAUUACCCCCUCUUGUGACAAUUUGUGGCCAAUUCAGAAUCUGUAAUUAUCUCUAAGUAAAAUACUCCAAGUUGGAGGCGCUUGUUUUGAAACUCAAGAGGAAUUCACUUGCCAUUUUUUAAAUGUUUUUUUUGUUUGUUUGUUCUUCAAGUAAACAAUCCCCAAUCUCAGAGUACAUGUAUAUGGUCUGUGUUGUGAAACUCAAUGUGUGGUGACCUGUGUAGGUACCCACACGAUAAUCUUAUCAAAAUAGCGACACUUUACUUUUCAUCAAUUGUUUGAGCAAUUCAAAAGUUGACGAAUGUGUAACCAACAACAACAAAUGUUGUUUUGUAUUACUUGGAAGUAGGCCCUUACAGAAGACUAGCAAGAGGCUGGUUGAAUUAAUGAUAAAACCCUGAAACUCAAAAUGGUCCACUUUGUGAAAAAUUUAUACGUUUUAAUAAUUGUUACAAGAAGUUCAAAUGUUGUAAUAGUUUACAAACAUCAAGUCCAAGUCCAGAUGACCGAGUCUAAUUUUUGGUCAUUGCCGAUCUUGAGUCAAGUCGGAGCCUGUGACCGAAUUAUCAAAAAUGCUUUUGUCUGCAUACAGUAAGUAUUCCAGACCUUUGCUGUUGUUUGAGUAAUGCGUUAUUAAUAUAUGUUUGUUUUGUAUGAGGAAUUCAAAAGCAUGUGCCAUAUAUACAGCCUCAGUUUAUGAAAUUUUAUACCUUGCUUUGAAACCUCUUAUUUAACUAAACAUUAUAACUAUUUUGUACUUGCAGUUUGCUGAAACUGUUGUUGCUUUUUGCAAGUAAAAACCACAAACACUUCCUGGUGACAUGUUUUUUAGGAAGUUACUAACAUUUUAUUUACAAAGGCGCACAUUUGUGCUAACCUCAUUACGCAAACUAUAAUUUGCUUAUUUUGGUGUUUUGCUGUGACUGUUUAUUUUCAAGAUCACCACUGACCAACAUUUCCUGGAAACUAUUUAUUUAAAAACUAGGUAAUAGCCUUGCCAGACUGGAUUCAAUAUUGUGAUUUAAUUGAUUUUCAUUAAAUAGAGUUGGUGUAAAAUCUCAUAUUAGAGCCAGCAUAGACCGAGUUCAAAUUCAACUUCAUUCCACAUCUCAAAGUUCACUUUUUAAGAACCAUAAGGAAGACAAUUUCCUUCAAUGGAUGCUUCAACACUAAUCGACCAAUAAAGACAACAGUAUCGCAUAAAGACUUCUAAGGUCAUUGGUGCAGUUGUGGAUUUUACAAGAUUGGUUUUGCGUAUUUGGAGUUCCUGGGGUGGAUUUCAGAAAGAGUUUAGACUUGUCUUAUCUUGAGGAGUAACUUUAGGAGUAGCCUUGCCUCUAGUUGUUAAUAACUCCUUACGAGUCCUAGAACUUGACCUAAGUUAGGACCAUCUUUGUGAAAUCAACCCCUGGUCUGGAUCAUGACUGGUCUCCAAAGUGUUUUUAUAUUGCGGAUAUGAAAUUACAAUUAACGAGCUUAUACCACUGAGCUAAUGAUUUGUGAUUUGAUGCUGAGUUUGGCAGGGCAUACCCACUGUCUGUGUGCUCAGCAGCUGUGUGAAAUCUGUCACAAUGUACAAUGAGUCAGUGAAAAACAGUAGAGCGGACAGUCACUGUGCAAAGUAAUGGACCUGCCACUAGUGGCGGAACCAAUUAUAUUAUACUGCACUUGAAGCAUCCUACAGUAAAUUACAUUAGGAAAGAAUAGGCAGUACCUGAGAGGAAACCGAUAAUAAUCCAUUAUUGGUGGGCGGUUGUGCUGUGUUUGGUAUUUAUCUCGAAAUGCACAAUAUACGGAUGUGUAUUCCUUGUAUUGCAACUCCAGCCCAAUUGUAUAGAACUGCAUAAGCAAAAAACGGUUUGCUGCAAAGUGAACAUGAGCAGGAUACCAUCACAGGCUCCCUGCACUAUAACCAAUUGGGCUCAGCCCUGUUAGCAAUUGGGCACAAGCCCUGUUGGAAAUUGGGCUCCCUGCACUAUAUCAAUUGGGCACAAGCCCUGUUGGAAAUUGGGCUCCCUGCACUGUAAUCAAUUGGGCUCAGCCCUGUUAGCAAUUGGGCUCCCUGCACUAUAAUCAAUUGGGCACAAGCCCCGUUGGAAAUUGGGCUCCCUGCACUAUAAUCAAUUGGGCCCUGCCUGAUAAUCAAUUGGGCUCGUAUUCUUCCUGUAGGGCCUACCUAUCAGUUUCUUUCCGCUAAUUAGAUACAAUCCUAUCUAAACACGCUGGUUAGGAUUUUGGUUAAUUUCCUUUUACAAGAGCUAUCCAUCCAUCAAAAAUGUCAAGUAGUUUUAUUUAGUUCAAGCUACAGUCAUAUUUACAUGUAAGGUGUCAUUUUUAGAACCAUUUCCAGCUUUGAUACUCAAAGGUAGUAUAUGCUUUAGCAAUUCUAUUUGAAAAGUAAUUUUUGAUUACUGUUUUAUUUCUAAGUGGUUAUCUAAAUAUUUGUUUUGCAUUGGGCAGAUGUUUACGUCAUACCUUUAUUUUGUUAAGCAACAGGCUUUAAUAUAAUCAGUUAUUAAUAUAUACAUUGUAAAUGUGCUAUCCAUUUUGCCUGCAUUAAAUUUCAUUUCACAGUCAUGAAUAAUAUUUACUACAAGUUUGACAUCAAACAUAUUCCCCCAAAAAUGGAAUACUUGAUAUCAACCACAAAUAACUUUAAUCAAACAUUAAACUUAUUAGCAAUAUUUACAAGUGUGGAACUGUAUUGACCUCCAAAUUGCAAACAAAAGACCUUAAAUAACUACUCGUAGACUUGUAAAGGCCUUUACAAAUUUGUUUCAAAUAAGUUCUUAAUAGGUUUUUAUAAUUACAUUGGUGUUUGUGUCACUCCUUUUCUUUAAGAAAGAUUUACUGGAAACUUUUUUAAUUUGAAUUUAAUGUGGUGGGGAAAAUAUUAAAAUAUUAAAAUUUAUUAUUAUUUUAAUGAAACAUUGUGAGUAAUAAAUUAAUUCCUUUGUUGAAGGUUGGUAAGUGCAUGUAAUGUUGGUGGUGAGACGUUAAAGGCAGUGGACACUAUUGGUAAUUGUCAAAGAAUAGCCUUCACGGUUGGUGUAUCUCAACAGAUGCAU
Messenger RNA from Asterias rubens (European starfish), 9428 nucleotides. Its product is annotated as protein MON2 homolog. The transcript is spliced from 34 exons. Bases 76 to 5415 code for a protein of 1779 amino acids. NCBI's taxonomy places the organism in Eukaryota, Metazoa, Echinodermata, Asteroidea, Forcipulatida, Asteriidae. The record is from RefSeq and is a predicted model, not a curated record.